UGCGUGUAUAUAUAAAAGCUUCCUCGAAAGACCCAACUCGCUCUGCUCACUCACUACCGAUUUUUAACUCACUCUCGACUCAGAGAGUCCAAUUGUAGCAAAGCGUAAAAAGGUUUAUAGUUUUCCUUAUCACUGCCGGUAAUGCUUUCCGGCAGCAAAGCUUGAACAGAAAAUCAAGCUUUCUCGUUGUCGCUUUCUAAAGUUUUUUUCCCUUUGUUGUUUUCGCGCGGAGAGGAAGUGCCUGAAAAUGGAGCUGAGUAAGGUGACUUUGGAGAUCUUCACGAAACUGGAACAGAAAUGGCUAUCGCACUGUGAGAAAAGUGGUAAGAAGGUUCGAAUCUUGAGCAUUGACGGUGGUGGAACCACCGGCAUUGUAGCUGGUGCUGCUCUUAUCCACUUAGAAGACCAGAUCCGUCUCAAAACCAGUGACGCACAUGCUCAUAUUGCUGAUUUCUUCGAUUUGAUCGCUGGCACUGGCGUCGGUGCUGUUCUUGCUGCCAUGAUCUCUGCCGACGAUGGAACCGGUCAUCCUCUUUUCAGUGCUAGGGAAGCUGUUGAGUUUAUUACUCAAAAUAACUCUGAGCUUUUCAAAGUUAAUAAGCUCGCCGGAGUUCUUCGUCGUCGGGAAAAGUUCAGUGGUAAGAGCAUGGAUAAGGCACUGAAGGAAAUGUUUAAGAGAGAAGACGGAACGGUUUUGACACUCAAGGACACGUGUAAGCCUCUACUUGUUCCUUGUUUUGACCUCAAGAGUUCUGCUCCUUUCGUUUUCUCACGCGCCGACGCUUCUGAAUCACCGAGCUUCAACUUCGAGCUUUGGAAAGUGUGCCGCGCCACGUCAGCCACUCCUAGCCUCUUUAAACCUUUCCCGUUGACAUCUAUAGAUGGCAAGACCUCAUGCUCCACCGUUGACGGUGGUUUGGUCAUGAACAACCCUACCGCCGCGGCGGUCACGCAUGUUCUCCAUAACAAGAGAGAUUUCCCGUCGGUUAACGGCGUGGAGGAUCUGCUGGUUUUGUCUAUAGGCAACGGUCCGUCGUGCGGAAGGUCAAAGGUCCAUAACAACGGUGAAUGUUCAACUUCUUCCGUCGUUGACAUUGCGCUUGACAGUGUCUCGGAGACGGUGGACCAGAUGUUGGCGAACUCUUUCUGUUGGAACCGUACAGACUACGUUAGAAUUCAGGCAAACGGAGUGGAGACUGAAAAUACGGUGGGGCCGAAAACGGAGGCGAUACUGAAGGAAAGAGGGGUUGAAUCGUUACCGUUUGGCGGGAAACGGUUACUAACGGAGACUAACGGAGAGAGAAUCGAGUGCUUUGUGCAACGCCUUGUUGCUACCGGCAAAUCCAGCCUUCCUCCAAGUCCUUGCAAGGAAUCAGCCGUUAGCCCACUUGCCAACGGCCGUUAGUUACUCUUUUCUUCAAAAUUACUUUUUUGUCCUUUCUUUCACUCUUUUAACCGCUUGUAAUCAACCUCCUCAACCUUUUUUUUUUUUUUACUCUUUAACUGUUCCCUACUUUAAAGUAAAAAAAAUAAAAAAAAGCUUCGAAUUAAUUAGUAAUUUAGUCAAA
Molecule: messenger RNA, 1568 nt
Organism: Gossypium raimondii (Peruvian cotton)
Lineage: Eukaryota; Viridiplantae; Streptophyta; Magnoliopsida; Malvales; Malvaceae
Product: probable inactive patatin-like protein 9
Exons: 2
Coding region: 248-1405 (385 amino acids)
Biological process (GO): lipid metabolic process
Source: RefSeq, a predicted model, not a curated record